Molecule: messenger RNA, 687 nt
Organism: Didymella exigua CBS 183.55
Lineage: Eukaryota; Fungi; Ascomycota; Dothideomycetes; Pleosporales; Didymellaceae
Product: ThiJ/PfpI family protein
Exons: 1
Coding region: 1-687 (228 amino acids)
Molecular function (GO): glyoxalase III activity
Source: RefSeq, a predicted model, not a curated record
AUGGCACCCAAGAUCCUCUUCGUUCUCACUUCCCACAACAAGCUGGGCAACCUGGACAAGCCCACUGGCUGGUACCUGCCCGAGCUAGCCCACCCCUACCACGUCCUACACAAGAAGGCUGAGAUCACCGUGGCAUCGCCCAAGGGCGGCGAGUCUCCUCUGGACCCCUCAUCCGUCGAAGCCGCCAAGGACGACGUCUCUGUCAACUUCCUGAAGAACAACGAGUCUGUUUGGAAGAACACACAAAAGCUAGACCAAUUCGUCGGUAAAGCCAAGGACUUCGAUGCCAUUUUCUACGUCGGCGGCCACGGGCCUAUGUUCGACCUCGUUGAUAACCCGAUCAGCCAGCAGCUGAUCCGCGAGUUCUGGGAGGCGGAUAAAAUUGUGUCGGCGGUAUGCCACGCACCAGCCGUCUUCUACGACGUUAAACUCUCCGAUGGCAGCCUGUUGGUUGCCGGCAAGGAAGUCACGGCUUUCACGAAUACGGAGGAGGAGCAAGCUGGUUUAACAGAUGUCGUACCCUUCCUCCCAGAGAAUGCGCUGCAGAAGGCAUCUGGUGGCAAGUUUGUUAAGGCUGCUGAGCCUUGGGGUGAGAAGGUCGUCAUUUCCGGACGUUUGAUUACAGGACAGAAUCCGGCCAGUGCGACAGCUGUUGGUGAGGCUAUCGCAAAGGCGCUUGGAAUCUAG